AUGGCAUUUUCCAUGAACUUUCUCUCAAAUUUAAUCUUCAUAACGGUUAUCAUACCUCUAUUUCUUCUUCCUCUUAUCUUCCUCUACAUCUACAAUCAACAAACGAAGAAGUAUCAUCCAAUUGGCGGGACAGUUUUUAAUAUGCUUAUCAAUUUCAAGAGAUUACACCAUUACAUGGCUGAUCUCGCCGCAAAGUACAAAACUUUCAGAAUGAUUAGCCCUUUUCGUGGUGAGAUAUAUACAACUGAUCCUGUGAUUGUGGAGUAUAUCCUCAAGACCAAUUUCCAAAACUAUGGCAAGGGAACGCAUGUCCACAACUUGCUAGAAGAUUUUCUAGGUGACGGUAUAUUCACAGUUGAUGGGGCCAAAUGGCAAGAACAGCGGAAGUUAUCGAGCCAUGAGUUCUCUACGAAAGUUCUGAGAGACUUUAGCGGUGUAACCUUCAGAAAAAACGCAGUAAAACUAGGCAACAUAUUUUUAGAAGCAGCAAAGAGUAAUCAAGUCGUUGAUAUAAACGACUUGUUCAUGAAAGCAACAGCGGAUUCAAUAUUUAAAGUUGCUUUUGGAGUUGAUCUUGACAACUUGAGUGGAUCAAAUGAAGAAGGUGUUAGAUUCAGCCGUGCAUUCGACGAUGCAAAUGAGUUGACUUACAAUAGAAUAGUUGACAUAACCUGGAAGAUCAAGAAGUAUUUUAAUAUCGGAUCGGAAGCAGAGCUGAAGAAAAAUCUCAAAGUGGUUGAUGAGUUUGUUUAUAAGGUGAUCCGGACCAAGAGUGAACAAAUGAGCAAGCCAAAGGAUAAUUAUUUAGUCACGAAAGAAGAUAUUUUAUCAAGGUUUAUGCAGAUGGAAAAUAGAGAUCCAAAGUACUUUCGAGAUAUAAUAAUGAACUAUGUACUUGCUGGAAAAGAUCCUAUAGCGGCUACUAUGACUUGGUUCAUUUACAUGCUUUGCAAACAUCCUCAAGUUCAAGAUAAGGUUGCGAACGAUAUCAAAGAAGCAAUCUACAUAAAAGAAGAGGUCACAAACGUUGCGAAUUUUGAGGCCCGUUUGAGUGAGGAUGCACUUGAGAAGAUGCAAUAUCUUCAAGCAACUUUGGCAGAAACGAUAAGACUAUAUCCUGCGUUACCACUGGAUUUAAAGAUAUGCUUUUCCAGUGACGUUCUACCAGAUGGUUGUAUUGUGAAGAAGGGAGAUAUGGUCGCUUACAUGCCAUAUGCAAUGGGGAGGAUGAAGUUCAUAUGGGGUGAUGACGCACAAGAAUUCAAACCAGAACGAUGGCUCGAUGCUAAUGGUUGCUUUCAUUCAAAGAGCCCUUUUAAAUUUACAGCUUUUCAGGCUGGACCACGGAGUUGUUUGGGUCGAGAAUUUGCAUACAGGCAAAUGAAGAUAUUUUCUUCUAUCUUGUUAGGUUGCUUUGCGUUUAAGUUGAGUAACGCAAACGAAGACCCAAAAUAUAGAACCACAAUUAAUAUUCAACUCGAUGGUCCAUUGAACAUUUAUGUUUCUCCAAGGUCCGGAUUACACAAUCCUUGAACAUAACAUGUUAUACUUCUGCGUAUAUCAUAUGUUGUUAUAUAAAGCAAAGCAAAUGCCUAUAUGAAAUAAAAUCAUGUGUAAUAAUUAAUAAACAAAUGGGUGUUCCUCUGUUUUAUAUAGUUCUAUAACAGUGUUGUAAUUAAGGACUAAGUACUAAUAAUAUAAUGAUAAAUAUAUUGCUUCGGUUAUAGCG
Molecule: messenger RNA, 1729 nt
Organism: Helianthus annuus (common sunflower)
Lineage: Eukaryota; Viridiplantae; Streptophyta; Magnoliopsida; Asterales; Asteraceae
Product: cytochrome P450 704C1
Exons: 6
Coding region: 1-1533 (510 amino acids)
Molecular function (GO): monooxygenase activity; heme binding; oxidoreductase activity, acting on paired donors, with incorporation or reduction of molecular oxygen
Source: RefSeq, a predicted model, not a curated record